Molecule: messenger RNA, 1600 nt
Organism: Drosophila ficusphila
Lineage: Eukaryota; Metazoa; Arthropoda; Insecta; Diptera; Drosophilidae
Source: RefSeq, a predicted model, not a curated record
AAUCGGAAUGUUCGAUUGCUCAAUUACACUCGAGAGCAAAAAACAAAAAGGUCAACUCUUACGCAGAGUGGCUGAAAAACUCUAAUGAAAUUAGUGAUUGAUUGGAAUAGUAAUUGAAACUAGCAAGCGGGCUCAGACAUAAAGAAUUUCAAUUUAAAAUAAAAUAUAUGUAAAUUAUAUUACUUUCUCACAAAGAACUGCAAACUGGCUGUUAAGUGUUGAAAAAGUGACUCCUGCUGGUUUCCAUUAAGCAGAAAUGGGAAAAACAAUCAAAGUAAUUGGAUGUGCUGGAGCCGGAGCCCUUCUCAUUCUCCUCCUGCCCCUUUGCCUGAUCCAAAAUUAUGGACAACCAUACGGUAAUGGCUCCCAUCCACUGGCCAGUGCUCCUCCUCCCACUGCUCCUCCAUCUGCAUCUCCUGCUCCUCGGGAAUCUGGAAGGGAUGCGAUGAUGCGACUGCACCGGCAGAAGCGCUAUCUGCUCUUCCCGGAGGGCUCCUCCUUCCAGCUGGUCUUCGAUAUCAUCAUACCCAUCGUGGACUACACCAACUACGCCAUCCUGGGAAUCACCUGCUCGGUGGCAUGGGAACUGCCCAGCAAGCCGCCCAGCGAGCUGAUUGAAAACGUGCUCACCCGCAUCAACGACGGCACCAUCGGCACCGUUCGCCGGAAUGGCAGUGUCCCCGAUCCAGAUCCGGAGUCCCUCAAUCCCCAGGAUCAGGACAAUCGAGCCACUGCUAAUUGGCAGGCAGUGCACGCACCGCCAGCGAAUCCUUCGGCAUAUGCGGCCAAUGACCAGGGAUCCCAUUCGUACUACACGAAUGUCCAUCGCAUCCCGCCCGCUUACCCAUAUGCAAAUGCGAAUCCGAAUGCCAAUGCGGAUGCGGAUGCGGAUGCGGAUGCAAAUGCAAAUGGACAGCAGCGACAGGCGGCGAUGGCUGCUAAUUGGCAUGCGCGACAGUCGCCGUUAAAGUGGCAACAGCGGGGGGAAUGGUGGCAGAAAGGGGGAGAGGGAGCGGGAAUUGGAGGGGGAGCGGGAACGGGAGCUGGAACGGACAACUGGUGGACACGAAACGGACAGCGAGUGGAGCAGAGCUGGCGCGAAAAGCAACGCAUGUGGGGUCCAUCAAAGUGGGACUAUAGCUACACCCAGCGACCACGACAAGUUCUGCAAUCACCACCCAAACAUCACAUUUAUCCUGUUUUUGCAAGGCGCAGAAGGCGAAGAAGUGUUGAGCAGGAUCCUCAUUUCGAGAAACUUCAUUUACAACAACACCUGAGUUCACGACAACUGCUCUUUGGCAAAAUCGAACGUCUAUAUAAGUCACGUCGACUGAAUGGCACCUCCUGUGUUCAACGAGCCCUUUGCGAAUCCGCUCAAAGGCAAAAACAACUACAGGAAAAUAAUAUGGUCAAACCACAAAGCUUUAUAAUGGAACUGCUCUCGGCCAUCUUUCAACUUCCCCAUAGCGAUGAUGUAGACAACUUGGAGGAUCUGGAGAUUUUGGUUUCUCCUCAUUAUUUAGAGGCCCAUCAACAAAAAGGAGAUUGUCGACAACUCUACGGUGAUUGUAAUCAUUCAUUUUGGUUGGAAUCAAUUUAA